This is a messenger RNA of Paramecium octaurelia, 900 nucleotides long. NCBI's taxonomy places the organism in Eukaryota, Ciliophora, Oligohymenophorea, Peniculida, Parameciidae. The record is from the annotation of a GenBank genome assembly.
CAUAUGGGCAAUUAGGAAGGAAUGUGUUGUCUAUCUAGAGACAAGGAAUAUCACGUGCUGAACAAUGAAUUAGUUAUAUUUCGAGAAUAUUUGAAUGUCAAAAUAACUGUAAAAUUAGGCGAUAUAUCGAAAGAAUCGGGAGAGAGUGUAAGUAAUUAAUUUAUAUCUUAUUUGAGUUUGUUUAUAUACGAAUCCCGAGAAAAUACCUUUGCAAGCAUCUUAUACACAACAAGUUUAUGACAAUUUAUGUAAAAGUACUAUGAUUACAGUACCUUUAUAGUUGGUUACGAGAAUGUGUACACUUAAAACCUGGAAAUGAGCAACUACAAAUGCAUAGCGUAUUAUCGAGUGAGAGCAUUCGAGGUAUUAAAUAAUGGUAUUUGAUUAGUCAGAAAAAGAUUUGUUUUAAUAUUAUAAUGGAUUCAAAGAGUGGUAUUACAAUAUUAGUAUUAAUAGUUUGACACAAUUAAAUGAUGAUCAGUACAAGGACAUCUUAAUUUGUGAUUGUCCUAUUAAGUAAAGUAGAUCCUUCAGUUCCGAAGUCCUCAUCAGAUCAGUUAUUGAGUAAGAUAUUAUGAGAUGAUGUUAGUUUCAUUGAGGAAUCCAAUAAUCGACUUCACAUUAAGAGUAUAACCAUUAUGAAUUGUGAUAAAAAGAGUGUAAUAUGCCAUAAUUUAAUAAAGAGUCUCGUUUCCUCAAAUAUGAACUAAUCAAACAAAUCGAAGAGUCUAAGCAACCAGCCCUUAGAAAAGAUAGACAAAAUAAGUUCAUGAAGUUCAUAACCUCAACUAAGAGUGUGACUUCAGAAAUGGGAAGAUAAAACAAAUGUGAUUUUAGUUUGAAGGAUUUUGAUCUGGGAGAUGAAUCUAAAUUAAUGAAUAUGAAAGAAGAAUAAUGAAA